This is a messenger RNA of Phytophthora nicotianae INRA-310, 1713 nucleotides long. Its product is annotated as TKL/DRK protein kinase. Lineage: Eukaryota; Oomycota; Peronosporomycetes; Peronosporales; Peronosporaceae. Bases 1 to 1623 code for a protein of 540 amino acids. Gene Ontology annotation, biological process: protein phosphorylation. Gene Ontology annotation, molecular function: protein kinase activity; ATP binding. The transcript has 3 exons. The record is from RefSeq and is a predicted model, not a curated record.
AUGUAUCGCUUCACAAGCAUCUACCAAGACUCAUCGUGCGAUGGAGCACCAUCGGGUGUUUUCGUUCAGCAGAAGAACGAUUGUAAGAACCAAGUUGCAUCUAGUGGAUCUCGCUGUGCCGCCGUGUACGACGACACCAAUAAUCGUGUCGGUUAUGUGAACGAGAUGUGUCAUGAAGGACGACGCGAAGAGGGUUUCAUCGAGCUCUUUGGUACGCAGCCUUUCAUGGCAUACGACUACUACAGGGGUUCGGACUCAACAUACGAGAAUUCAGUUGCCUAUCAACUUGCUGGCGAAUGCAUGAAACUGUACGAUGGCUAUUCACCGUUUGGGAGCGGUACUAUUUCGAUUUCGGAUGGGUUUGUACUAUGCAUGUCAAACAAGGGAAACACUAGCAGUAGUGCACUUAACUGUCCUGGUGCGAGCGGCCUCGACUACAUCGAUAUUGAAAUUCCUGUCUCGGAGAUCAACCGCUGCUAUAAUGCACCCAACGUGGACGGUGCAUUUGUCUUUUAUAAUAGGAUCUCCACAGUGGAGUCCUCCAGCUCCAGCUCGGGUUCGUCGAUCACGUAUUCUUCAAUUGGAAGCGGACUGGAUGUUGGAUCGGAGGAGGAAUUUUCUAGCUCAGGUAAUGGCUCCGUAUUCGGAGAUUUUAACUCUGGUUCGACAGCAACCAACCCGUUAGGCUCUAGAAGCAGGUCGGACUCGUCUUCAAACGAAAGAGGCCUUGAUGUUGGAUCGACAGUAGUUGUUACCAUCGGUGCUGUUGUUGUCGUCGUGAUCAUCAUUUGCAUCACAAAUGGUACUGCUGGGACUGACAGCCCUACCGAUGGAUCCACGAGAGAUUCCAAUCUCUGGGAUGACGAUGCCAUCAUUGCUACCCGUAUCCCCCGUGAUCAAAUAAUAAUCGGAACUAUGAUCUCUCGUGGUGGAUUCGGAGAGGUCUACCGGGGACAGUAUAACAAUCAAGACGUCGCCGUCAAGAUGCUGUUUUCUGAAAUGCGGAAGGAUCUUAAAAAGGGAGGGGAUCUCCGUGCGUUGUUAAAAGAAUUCGAAGCGAGAAAACACCCUCAGGGCAUUGACGACAGUAAAAUCUGCAUCGCUUCUCAUAUCGCCCAAGCGCUUACUUACAUGCACUCGUUGUCCCCGGUCGUGAUUCACCGUGACCUGAAGUCGAAAAAUGUGUUGCUCACGGAGGACCUGGAAGCGAAAAUUACUGACUUUGGCGCUUCGAAAGAACAGCAGGAUCAAACAAUGACCGCAGGAGUUGGUACCAUGCUAUGGAUGGCACCGGAAGUGAUGAUGGCAAAGCGAUACUCUGAGAAGGCCGACAUCUUCUCUUUCGGCGUUCUCUUGUCUGAGUUGGACUUGCACACGCUGCCAUACUCCCACGCCAGAAUUGAUCCGGAAACCGGCAUGAAGCUGCCGGACGCGGUUCUUAUCCAGAAGGUGGCGUCGGGCGAUCUGAGGAUCACAUUUUCGCCCUACUGCCUAGACUCUAUUGUGAAAUUGGCGGAGGAAUGCGUCGCGCUGGACCCGGCAGCUCGACCUGGAGCCCCGAUGGUAAUGUUCCGGCUGCAAACGAUCGUGAAGGAGUCAUCCAGCGAAGGCUACCUCAGUUAGGAGUCGUGCACAAUGAAAGUGUUACAACAAGCACGGUUUGAAAGCACCGAUACACGUAUCUCCUAAAAUGUUGGUUUAAACGAACCGAGU